AUCCUCUUGUUGAGUGUUCUCUCUGUAAUGUUUACUCUUUUUAUUUUUUGCAGAUGACAUUUUGGGCCGCUACAGAAUUGUAAAAAAGCUUGGUCAGGGAGGAUACGGGACAGUGUUCGAAGCAGUUCGUGUGAGGGACGGUCUUGAGGUAUUUUUUUUUACUCUCUACAUCUAGCAAAAUAUUUCUCUCAGUGUCUGUUCAAGUCUGGUUAUUGUGUCACAUGACAUUGAAAAAGUUGAAUGACUGUGAUGAUUUGAGCUCAGAGCAAGAAUUACUAAUGUUUUGUUUUGUUGAUCAGGUGGCAAUGAAGGUGGUCAUGAAGAGCAGUGACAUGGAUUACCUCAGCAUUCCUGGUCAUCCUACACCCCUUCCGUUAGAGGUUGCUCUAACCAUUCUUGCCAACAAUGGUCCGACCGUUCCUCAGAUAAUCCAGAUGCUGGAGUGGCAGGAGCGUCCCGACUCCUACAUAAUGAUCUUGGAGCGUCCCUCACCCUGCGAAGACCUUUUUGAUUUCUUGGAGCGGCACUUAGGAACCCUCAGCGAGAACAUGACACGGCACAUCAUGUGGCAGGUAGUGCAGGCUGCCCACAUGUGCUGUCAGCGAGGGGUCCUCCAUCGGGACAUUAAAUUAGAAAACCUGCUGAUCAACAAGGAAACUUUGGAAGUUAAACUCAUCGACUUUGGCUGCGGUGACCUUCUGAAGACCUCAGCAUAUACAACAUUCUGUGGGACUGAAGAUUACUGUCCACCUGAAUUUAGAUCCAGUGGCAGGUACCAUGGAAAGGCGGCAACCGUUUGGUCACUGGGGGUUCUCCUGUAUGAGCUGCUGUGUGGAGAACCUCCAAAACACAGUGACCUGGACUUGACAGAUGAAAGGAUUUGGAUCAAACCUGGAUUGUCAAAAGAGUGCUGCCAACUGGUCCAGUCCUGCCUGCAGAGGAGCCCCAGGAAGAGGAUCGCUUUGGGGAAACUCAGCAGCCAUCGCUGGUUCAAGGUAUUCAAUUCUACAUUUUCUUUCUUGAGCAUUUUUAUACAGGAGGUGUGUACUAGUGUAACAUGGAGACCAACAUAUGUGUGUGUUGCUUGUUUCAGGUCACCAGAUAAAGAAAAAAACAGAAGUUCCAGACCCCUCCAUCAAGACGAUUAUAUUAUCUGAUCUUCUACAUCUUCUUGUCAUGAGACUCAAAUAAAUUAUUGUUUUAUAAACACCGUUGUGCCUGAACGUCCUGUGAUGGAUUGAUGAGAAAAUGUGCCUGCAAGAAGCAAACCAGAGCUGAUUCUCAACACUAACCCAGUUCCAGUGCUGUGUGUCAACACUGUCCUCAUCUGUCAACACUUACAGAUCCUGACAAAA
This is a messenger RNA of Danio rerio (zebrafish), 1355 nucleotides long. The record is from RefSeq and is a predicted model, not a curated record. NCBI's taxonomy places the organism in Eukaryota, Metazoa, Chordata, Actinopteri, Cypriniformes, Danionidae.